Molecule: messenger RNA, 1101 nt
Organism: Exophiala spinifera
Lineage: Eukaryota; Fungi; Ascomycota; Eurotiomycetes; Chaetothyriales; Herpotrichiellaceae
Exons: 2
Coding region: 1-1101 (366 amino acids)
Molecular function (GO): dioxygenase activity
Source: RefSeq, a predicted model, not a curated record
AUGGCGACCGAAUCCAUACCAGAAGCAUUGAGUGCUCCCACUCAGACCUUCCAUGAUGCUCCACUGUUUCCGAACGACGUGCCGACUGCACCUCUUCUUCGUUUGUCACUUGCUAAACUGAUCGAGCGUGAUCCUGAUGAGAUAAACCGAUUCGCAAGGGCCUGCGAAGACUUGGGGUUUUUCUAUUUGGACCUCUCUGGCCCUGGGGACUCCCUCCUUGCCGAGGCAGAUCUACUUUUCGAGGUUGGCGAGCAACUAUUUGAUCUCCCACUUGAUGAAAAGAAGAAGUACGAUUUUAUGCAUAAGAAUAGCUACUUUGGCUAUAAAGGCUUCGGUGCGAAUGUGGUGGAUAGGAAGGGCAAUCUAGACCGCAAUGAGUUCUACAAUGUAUCCAAAGAUGACAUGCUCGGCCUUUCUGACCCUUGGCCUGCUCCUGAAGUUCUGAACUCGAAGCGUCACUUGAUGCAAUCAUUCAUCACAUCGGCUCAUGGUAUCGUAACGUUGGUGCUGACCCUGCUCAACGAUCACCUGCGCUUGCCACCGGGUACUUUGCAAGAUAUGCAUCGCCUUGAAGGCCAUUCAGGAGAUCAAAUUCGAUUCAUCAAAGCACCCCCGCAACCGAUGGAUGACAAAAGGACAGCAUUGGGGGAACACACUGACUUUGGUAGUGUGACGGUGCUUUUCAACCGACUUGGAGGUCUCCAAGUCCUGCCGCCAGGUCGAGAUGCCCAGUGGUGCUAUGUAAAACCUCUACCCAACCACGCGAUCAUCAAUCUAGGGGAUGCGAUGGUGAAAUUCACGAACGGUCUCCUGAGAUCAAAUAUACACCGUGUCGUCUCGCCUCCGGGUGACCAAGCAAACUACACGAGAUACUCACUCGUAUACUUUAACCGGCCAGAGGAUGACGUUAUGUUGAAGAGACUCGACACCAGCGAAUUGAUCCCGCCGCUCGACAAAGACGAAGUCGAGGAGGAGAUUAACAGUAAAGACUGGAUCAUUAGACGGGCACUUGGGCAUCGGAUCGCCGUCCAUGGAGACAAGGCCUUUGAUUUUGACAGGAUUAAAGGCACUGAAGAGAAGAGCCAGAGGGCUUACCUUUGA